Messenger RNA from Populus euphratica (Euphrates poplar), 1299 nucleotides. RefSeq names its product geranylgeranyl pyrophosphate synthase, chloroplastic-like. Gene Ontology annotation, molecular function: prenyltransferase activity. The record is from RefSeq and is a predicted model, not a curated record. Gene Ontology annotation, biological process: isoprenoid biosynthetic process. Lineage: Eukaryota; Viridiplantae; Streptophyta; Magnoliopsida; Malpighiales; Salicaceae. The coding region runs from base 169 to 1260 and encodes 363 amino acids. The transcript has a single exon.
AUAACUUAAAAACCAUGCUCUCAGGAAGAAAAUCUGUAUAUUUUCCUAUCAUCUUCUGCCAUGUACACACAUGCCAUGUACAAGUAGCAAAUCUCAUCAUUAAGAAUCCUCAAGAUCCCAUCUCAGUGGUAGUGCUUCUAUACCUUCUCCCAAAAACCCAUUUCAGUCAUGGCAUUCUCUGUAACAAUUUCUUGCUACGACAAUUUACUUCUGAAAAAAUCCAUCAAUGGCCUAUACACCCAACCUAGAGCCUCAUUAGACCACAUCAAGUUCUUUCACAUGAAAACUCAAGCAACCUAUGCUGCAAACCCAUCUUUCGAGCAAUCGUUUAGAGCCCAUGAAGAAAACAACAAGCCACAAAAGGUCCCUUUACCGCCAUUCGGAUUUAAGGAGUACAUGAUCCAGAAGGGAAAUCGAGUGAACAAAGCACUAGAUGAGGCAGUGCCCUUGCAACAUCCCAGAAAAAUCCAUGAAGCCAUGAGAUAUUCUCUCCUUGCAGGUGGAAAGCGUGUACGUCCAAUUUUAUGCAUUGCUUCGUGUGAAUUAGUGGGAGGAGAUGAGGAAUUAGCAAUGCCAACGGCUUGUGCACUGGAGAUGAUACACACCAUGUCGCUAAUCCAUGAUGAUCUUCCUUGUAUGGACAAUGAUGAUCUUAGACGAGGUAUGCCCACAAGCCAUAAAGUUUUUGGUGAAGAUACAGCAGUUCUUGCUGGUGAUGCACUCCUAGCACUUGCCUUUGAGCACGUAGCUAGAAAUACCAAGAAUGUCUCGUCGGACCGCGUGGUCCAAGCCCUUGCUGAGCUUGGAUCUGCUGUUGGAUCAAAAGGUCUUGUGGCAGGUCAAGUUGUGGACAUUGAAAGUGAAGGUAAAGAAGUGAGUUUGAGCACACUGGAGUACAUUCAUGUCCAUAAAACAGCAAAGCUUUUAGAGGCAGCAGUUGUUUGUGGGGCAAUAAUGGGAGGGGCAGAUGCUACAAGCGUUGAAAGACUUGGAAAGUAUGCUAGAUCUAUCGGAUUGUUGUUUCAGGUGGUGGAUGAUAUACUGGACAUGACCAAGUCCUCCGAGGAGCUAGGAAAGACCGCCGGCAAGGAUUUGACCAGUGACAAGGCUACAUACCCUAAGCUGAUCGGCAUGGAUGAGGCCAAGAAAUUUGCUGCCCAGUUGACUGAUCAAGCUAAUCAAGAACUUGGUUUCUAUGAUCCUGUUAAGGCUGCCCCAUUGUACCAUUUGGCUAGCUAUAUUGCUAGUCGACAAAAUUAACUGGGUUCAUAAUUAUGCAUGUUCAGGACUUCACCUUGU